AUGGAGAAGAACAUCGACGAUUUCUCACCGGAAAAACUUUCAGCAUUACCAUCACCACCACCACCACCUCCGGUUAAAGCAAAACCAACGGAUAUGUUUUCGCAACGAAGAAGCCAAAGCUUAGUUUCUACGUCAACAAGAGAUUCAUGGGAUCGUAUGUUCGACGAAGCUCUUGGAGCUGAUGUUUUGAUUCACACAGAUGAUAAUGGUUUGAUCUAUGCACAUUCUAACGUCAUCGGAAUGGCUUCAGACGUAAUCAAAGGACUAAUGAAGCAAGAUAAGAGAAAAUCUCACCGCAAAUCAAUCUCAAUCCUCGGUGUUCCUCACGACGCUGUUCGUGUCUUCAUUCGAUUCUUAUACUCUUCUUGCUACGAGAAACAAGACAUGGAAGAUUUCGCAUUUCAUCUUCUCGUGCUCUCACACGUCUACGUUGUCCCACAUUUAAAACGCUUAUGCGAGUCGCAAUUCGAAAACGUUCUGCUCAACGAAGAAAACGUGAUCGAUGUGUUUCAGCUUUCUCUUCUAUGCGACGCUCCACGUCUCGGUCUCAUCUGUCACAGAAUGAUUCUAAAGAGCUUCGAAGAAGUCUCAACCUCUGAAGGAUGGCAAGCAAUGAAACAAAGCCAUCCAAGUCUCCACAAAGAGCUUUUACGCUCCGUCGCUUACGAACUCAAUAGCUUGAAGGAGAGAAGUAGGAAACAGAAGGAGAUACAGACGUACACGCAGCUAUAUGAAGCAAUGGAAGCUUUUGUGCACAUAUGUAGAGACGGAUGCAGAGAGAUUGGUCCGACAAAGAUCGAGAACAAACCUCGCGUGUCGUCGUGCGGGUUUCAAGCGUGCAACGGUCUAGAGAAGCUGUUGAAACAUUUGGCGGUGUGUAAGCUGAGGUCGAUCCCUGGCGGUUGCACUCACUGCAAGAGAAUGUGGCAGCUUCUCGAGCUUCACUCGCGCAUCUGCGUGGACUCGGAGCAGUGCAAAGUCCCUCUCUGCGGUGACUUCAAGGAGAGGAUGAAGAAACAGAGCAGGAAAGAUGAGAAAAGGUGGAAACUUUUGGUGAAGAAUGUUUUGAGCACCAAGAGAAUCGGAGGGUCUCCGUUCUUUUUGCAGGCGAUUGAUGUUUCUUUGUGA
This is a messenger RNA of Microthlaspi erraticum, 1128 nucleotides long. The record is from the annotation of a GenBank genome assembly. Lineage: Eukaryota; Viridiplantae; Streptophyta; Magnoliopsida; Brassicales; Brassicaceae.